GCGCUCACCAUCGCUCGAGAUCGUACGUGUAAGGCGCUUUGUGUCGUUUGGAAUGUUCAACUCACGCAAUCAACGGUCCAAAACCACAACUUUUCUAUCCCAACAUUUCAACUUAAUCAUUGCUAUAAAUUAUUGUCCAUUGUUUUGUCGUUCUGCACUGCUUCAUUAUUUACACAUGUGGAAACCAAAGAGAGACCUGAAGGAAGACCAUAUCAAAUGAGGAAUCAGGAACGUAAAGUAACCGGUUCAUGGCGAAGAUGGAAGAGCGCGCCUAUGUUAGAGAUGGCAGCGUUAGGCGAGGAACAAUCAAGGUUGGAGGGACAAAAGGAAGUGAAACAGCACUUAAAAAGAUCAGAGUAGAAUCUGCACAGCUGAGAGAGGAAACUAACCUCCUCCUCCAGCAUAACUUUACGGGUAGGCUGAAGGCAUAAUCUAACUUCCGCGGCUCCAUCUAAAAUAUUGCUAACAAUUAAUAGAUUUAAAUCAGUCUAUAAGUUGAUAUUUUCAAGUGUCAUAGCUAAAUUUUUUUUUUUUGAACAACUUGAAAUUAUUUACAGGGUUAAUUGGAAGAAAGAGAAUCCGUGAAAACAGGGUUAAUUGGGAGAAAAAAAAUCUGUGAAAUUCGAACGUACAACUUACCGAAAGUGAACAGUUUUAAUCCAGGUUCAAUGUAACUGACCCUCAAGUGUUAUAGCUAAAUAUUUAUUAAAAAAAUUAAAAAGUCAAUAUUUAUGUUAUCAAAACACUUUAAUGUAUGACCAUAGCCACACGCAAACAAUACAUGUUCCAUCAAAUGCUUGAGAGAGUAUAAAUGUGUUGAUAGGGG
This is a messenger RNA of Rubroshorea leprosula, 826 nucleotides long. NCBI's taxonomy places the organism in Eukaryota, Viridiplantae, Streptophyta, Magnoliopsida, Malvales, Dipterocarpaceae. The record is from the annotation of a GenBank genome assembly.